AUGCCUGUUGGAUGCAAAGAGCGGCCGUCUUUUUGGGAAAUUUUUCAGACGCGAUGCAACCAAGCAGAUUUAGGACCAAUAAGCCUUAACUGGUUUGAAGAACUUUCUUUAGAAGCUCCACCCUAUAAUUCUGAAAUUAUCUUCCCUGUAGAAGAAUCUGAGUAUAAAACCAACAGUCAUGAACCGAGCCUAUUUAAAACACCACAGAGGAAACCUUAUCAACUGGCUUCAACUCCAAUAAUAUUCAAAGAGCAAGGCCUGAAUCUUCCACUGAACCAAUCUCCUUCAAGAGAAUUACAUAAAUACAGGUUACUCUUAGGAAAGGAUAAUAAACAUCAAGGUUACUGCACUGUGAAGACUAAGUUGAACCACACAAAUGAGGUUACCAGUCCACUUCCAAAUACUUGUCUUAAUGAAAGUCCUGUUGGUCUUCACUGUACACAUGUUACACCUCAAAGAGAAAAGUCAGUUGUUUGUGGAAGUUUAUUUCAUACACCAAAACUUAUAAAGGGUCAGACACCAAGACGUAUUUCUGAAAGCCUGGGAGCUGAGGUGGAUUCUGAUAUGUCUUGGUCAAGUUCUUUAGCCACACCACCAACACUUAGUUCUACUGUACUCAUAGUUAAAGAAGAGGAAUCGCGUACAGCUGUAUUUCCUAAUGAUACUGCUGCUGUUUUGAAAAGCUACUUUUCUAACUAUGAUGAAUGUUUGAGGAAAAACAAUAGGAUUAUAUCUUCUGGGCCAAUAAAUGAAAGCAGUCAAAAAGAAACCACAAGUCAAGAAUUGGGGGAAAUACAGGAUAAUUCAUCAUGGAAAGUAAAUAACCACAAAGACCAAUUUGGAAAAUCAGUGCCAAAUGUUCUAAAAGAUGAAAUACAUGAAACAGUUUCAGAUGUUUCUGAAGAAGAUAGCUUUUCAUUAUAUGUCUCAAAGUACAAAACAAGAAAUCUAAGAAAAAUAAAAAUUGGCAAGAGUAGGAAAAAUAUUUUCAGCGAAAGUAACAUGAAUGAAUAUGAAGAACCUAAACAACAAUUAGAAAAAAAUAAGCAUUUAUUUGUAUCAGAAGUGGAACCAAAUUACAAUAUUCCAUCAAAUACAAGUGUAACAACUCAGAAACUCUUUGGGAAUGGAAGUGAUGAAAUAUCCAAAGAAACUGUAUUAUCUUCAGGCUCUCAAAGAGUUCAGCUAACCCCCUCAGGGGAAAAUGGAAUCCAGAUGAAAAAAAUGCCCACAUUGUAUACUUCCUCUUGUGGGCAAAGUAAUUCAGCAAAAGACUGUAUAGAUACAGAGAAAGACUGUACAAGUUUUAUUAUCUUAGAAAAUUUAUUGCCAGAAAUUUUAGAUACAUCAAAAACAGAAAAUGUAGUAGAUGAAGAAACAGUGGUGAAUAAGGGAGAUGUAGGACAUUGUCUUAUAUCUCAUGAAGACUCCACUCCUGUGACAAAGCCAACAGUAGCCAAUACCUCUCUUGUAGAGUCUCCACAUGAGGGCAUCAAGAAGUCUGUAUUCAGGAUAAGAGAAUCUACUGAAGAGCCUUUGAGUGAAGUUUUUUCAAAUAAUAUAACUGAUCCAAACUUUAAAGAAGAAACCAAAGAUUCUGAAAAAGAACUAGAAGUAAAUGCUAUUUGCUUACAGAAAGAAGAUUCUUUAUGUCCAAAUUUAGUUGAUAAUGGAAGCCAGCCAGCCAGUAUUGAGCAUACUUCUGCAGUUUUGAAGAGUGAAGGCUUAAUAUCCACUUUGAAAAAGAAAAAGAAAAAGUUUAUUUAUGCUAUAAAUGAUGAAACAACUUGUCAAGGAGAAAAACUUCUAAAAGACCGAGCAUCCCAGCUAUCUAACUAUUCAACCCAGUUUGAAGCAAACACUUUUGAAGUUCCACUUACAGUUACAAACACUGAUUCAGGUUUAAUGCCUUUCUCCUCCAAAAAAAUUACUGAGGAACCAGCAUUUUCUUUAAACAGCUCUUAUGAGGUGAAUCUGAGAAAAUGUUCCAGUAAUGAAAGUAGUUCUUCUAAAACUAAAAGACUACCUCAAGUUCUAGAUGAUAAAAAACUGCAGUCAUGUAUAAUCACAGAAGCUGCUUAUUUUUCAAGCUUGCAGGAACAACAUUGUAUGGAUAAUCCAAAAAGUCAUAGUGUUUCAGAUAUAAAGGAAGAUUUCCCUAUCACCUAUCACCCUGGAGCACCAAAUUCAGAAGUGGAUUGUAGCAGUAUGCUCUUUCCAUCUCAGGAAAGAUUUUUAUAUGACCAUGGUAAUACCAGCAUUUUAACUCCUAAUCCCAGGGCUAUUCCAUCAAAACCAGCCAUGGUUUCUAUAGUGAAAAAGUCAAAUAAAAUGCCAGAGAAACUGAAAUCCAAGAAUUGUGAAGCUGAUUUUGAAUUAACCAAUAAUAUUCCUAUGGAAAUGAGUCGAUUAUGUGUUUUCAGUGAAAAUUCUCAAAAAACUGAACUCUUGAUCUCUAAAAAUGACAUAACUGCAUCAUCUAUUGAGAUACAAGUCAACGAAAAUCCAGAUUCCACAGUAAUCCAAAAAGAUCAAGAAGAAACCACUUUAAUUUCAAAUAUAACUAUCAAUUCAAACUCUGAAGAACUUUUCCCAGAAUAUGGAAAUAAUUUUGUGUUUCAGAUGACCAAUGAAAGGAAAAUACCUGCUUUAGAAAAUAUUGAAGAGCCGUAUGAGGCAGAUCUUAGUUGUGUAGAAGAAUCCAUUCUCAAGAACUCUACUUUGAUAGCCUAUGGAGACCUAGAUGACAAACAAACUGCCAAAGUAUUAAUUGCAGAAGAUUUUAGCUCAUCUGUCAUCCAUGAUUUUACAGAAAACAUAAAUAGUAUAAAGCAGCAAGUAAGUAGAACUCUAGGUCAAGAUUCAGAGUCAGACAUCUUGAAUAUAGAGGUGAAAUCAAAUAGAAACAAUGAAUACGUAGACAAGCAAACAGUAUCUUCAGCUCCAGUUUUAGAUCAAAAUUUUGGAAAGGGCUUCAGAACUGCAUCUAAUAAAGAAAUAAAACUCUCUGAACACAAUGUUCAGAAGAGUAAAAUGCUCUUCAGAGAUAUUGAAGAACAAUAUCCUACUAGUUUUGCUUGUGCUGAAAUAACAAAUACUUUAUCUUCAGAUGUUGAAAAGAAACAAAGCAAACCUCUUGUACUUGAUUCACAGUCAAAUAAUAAUGUGUCAAGGUAUGUGCAGAAUAGUGCAUUUGCUUCCAGUAGUAAAAAUAGUCACAAAAUCCCCCCAGUUUUAUCUUUAAAGCUAUGUCUUAGUUCAAAUAAUAAUUUAACACCUAGCCAAAAGGCAGAAGUUAAUGAACUUUCAACUAUAUUAGAAGAAUCAGGAAGUCAAUUUGAAUUUACACAGUUUAGAGAUCCGGAUCAUAUAGAACAAAAUUAUCCAUUAGAAGCAUCUGAAAACCACAUGAUUCUUUCAAGUACCACUUGUGAGGAAUGCAAAGAUAGUCAUCAUGAUGCACUUAAUUCCCCAUCUACCAGUCAGGUAAAUAGCAAAAAAUAUAAAGACACAUUUGGAGAUAAGCAAAAUUUUGCUCACCUGUUGAAAACCAGCUGCACCAAAAAUGCUUCUGGCUGUUUAACAGAUAAAGAAGUGGAAUUUAAAGGCUUUUAUUCAGCACUUGGCUCAAAGUUGACUGUUUCUAAUAAGGCAUUGCAAAAAGCUAUGAAGCUGUUCAGUGACAUUGAGAAGAUUAGUGAGGAAACAUCUGCAGAACUAGAUUCAGAAAGUUUGUUUUCAAGUAAAUAUGGGUCUAUUAGGACAGAAAAUUAUACAAGUGAUAACAUAAAUACAGAAAACAAAUGCCAGCUAAUAUUACAAAAUAACGUUGAAAUGACUACUGACAUUUUUGUUGAAAAUACUAAGGAUUACAAAAGAGAAAAAGAAAAUGAAGAUAGAUAUAUAGGUGCCAGCAUAAAUAUCUGUAAUAUAGGAAAAUCUCAUUGCAGUGACACAAGUAAAAAUGACACAGAUAGCAAUAAAAAUGACUUUCCAUGUAAUAAUCAGCGUAACAAAUGCCUGAAGUUAUCAGGCCCAUGUAUGAAGGAGGGAAGUAUUCAAAUUAAAGAAGGCUUAUCAGAUUUAACUUGUUUAGAAGUUGUGAAAACUGAAGAGCUGUUUUAUAUUAAUACUUCAAGUAAAGAACAGUUAACUGUAAAGAAAAUGGUACCAAAUACCAAAGAUUUUUACAGUUGUGAUGUAUAUUUCCAGACUGCAAGUGGAAAAAAUAUCACAGUCUCCAAAGAGUCAUUAAGUAAAGUUGUAAAUCUCUUUGAUGAAAAAUGUACAGAAGAGGAAUUGGAUAACUUACAAAGCUCCUUGAAUUCUGAAUUAUUUUCAACCAAACAUAUGAAAAAAAGCAUUUCAAGUCAUGAGGAAACAGCUAAAAUUGAGGACAAAAUAUUGAAAGAAAAAGAGCCAGUUGGUAAUAAAAAUCAGCUGACUCUACAUGAACAAGCAGAAUGUGAAACUGAAAAGAGCAAAGAGCCUUUCAUAUUGGGUUUCCAUACAGCUAGUGGGAAAAAAGUAAAAGUUGCCAAAGAGUCUCUAGACAAAGUAAAAAAUCUUUUUGAUGAGGAAAAGCAAUGUAUUAGUGAAAUUAUUAAUACCAACCAUGAAGGAUUAAAGACACUAAAGGAUAGAGAAGAGCCUGAAGUCACUUGUGAAACAAUUGAGAUAAUUGUCCCAAAGUGUGAAGAAAGAGAGAAAUCUCCCGAGGAGAAAAGGCUUAUUCCUAAUGAGACUGCCCAGAGUGCCUUGCUACCUGGGCUCUUAAGUGAUCAUUUACACACGCAAAGGGAAAAUCUCAAAAUAUCAAAUAGUAUUUCUCUGAAAGUUAAAGCACAUGAAGAUACAGAGAAGCAACAAGCAGAAGUUCCUAUAACCUGUUCUACAAACCAAUCCACUUGCUCAGUCACUGGAAAUUCAACUUUAGCAUUUUACACAGGACAUGGUAGAAAAAUUUCUGUAAGUCAGGCUUCAUUAUUUGAAGCAAAAAAAUGCCUUAGAGAAGGAAAACUGGAUGAUCAACCAGAAGCAAUAAAUGCUGCCAGUCUUGCAUGUUUAAAUGAAUACCCUGAGGGUUAUGUAGGAAGUCCUUUGAGUGAAAACAGUUCAAGCUGUAUCUUAACUGGCAAAAGUCAUCUCUCGGGAAGAAAAGAUUCAGCCUACUUAAGUAAAAGAAGCAUGUCUAAUAGCAGUUCAUAUUCUGAGUCUUCUCACUCUAAUGAAGUAUAUAGUAAAUCAGAAUUGCUCUCAAAAAAUAAAGUUGAUCAUUCUGGCAUUGAGCCAGUUAUGAAGGAUGCCAAAGAUGAGAAAGACAGCAGUUUUCCUGAAGUAGUAUCCACUUUAAGGGAAGCAAACAUAUAUCCACAAACUGUAAAUGGAGAUAUUUAUGCUAAAAAACUGAGUAACUGUUCCCCAUGCAAUAAUAAAGAUGCAGCCAAUAAGUUGGCCUUUUCUGAUUAUUUUGAGACAGAGUCACCUUCAGCAGAUGGUGAAAAAGACUUUGUUUCACAUGAUACAGAAGAAAUCAGAGAGAGGUUGGUAGACAGCUACAGUAAGGUAAUUAAACAGAACUCAGCGAGUACGUCAGGCACUUGCCAAACAAAAAUUGUUGCAGGUUGUCAUGAAGUAUUGGAUGACUUAAAAGAUCCUCUUUUUUCCAAGUCUUUGGAUGAAGAGUGUAAUAUGCAUUCACAUAAGGUUUUUACAGACGAUCAAAGUGAACAGUCUUUACAACAAAAUCAGAAUAAGUCUGAAUUAGAGAAAGUUUCUAAAAAGUCGCCUUGUCAGUUGAAUUGGAAAACUUCUGAUAUAUGUAAACUUAAUGUGGGAAAUUUUUCCUCAUCAGUCUCUUUUAAAAAUGCUUGUGGAAUUUUUAGCACAGCAAGUGGAAAAGCUGUACAAGUAUCAGAUGCUUCUUUGCAAAAGGCAAGACAAGUGUUUUCAAAGGUAGAAGAUAAUGCUGAUCAGCCUUUUUCUGAAGUAUUUAAAAAUAAUAGAGAACAUUCGGACAAGUACACAAAAGAAAAAAGUACUGUAAUACAUAGCGCUUCAAAAUCACUGCCUGCUUUCUCUGGAUUUAGUACAGCAAGUGGAAGAAAAGUUUCCAUUUCUGAAAGUGCCUUAAACAAAGUUAAGGGUAUGUUAGAGGAAUUUGAUUCAAUCAGAACAGAAUGUGGUCUUCAGCAUUCACCUCCAUCUAGACCAGAUGCGUCAGAAAUACUUCCUUUUUCUUAUGUUGCUAAGAAUACCUCAGAAGACUUGGUAAACACCACAAUGGAAAGUGCCUAUAGAAACAAAUUUAAUCACUCAGAUAAUUACAGUAUUGAAAGUGAUUCAUCAGAAAAUAGUCAUCUUACAACAGUUUUGCCAUCUCUCUCUGAAUUUAAGCAAGACAAACAGCAGUUGAUUUUAGGAAUCAAAGCAUCAGUUGUUGAAAACAUCCAUUGUCUGGGAGAAAAAGCUAUACCUGAAAGCACAGAAAGAAAAAUUGACAAAACUGAAACUUUUUCUAAUCUUCCUGUGAAAACAACUACAGAGUUGCGCUCUACCUAUUCUGGAGAUCCAGGAAACUGUUUAGAAACAGAAGCAGUAGCAAUAGCUGACGCUUUCAUGGAAGAUGGUGAGCUGACAGAUUCUGAACUGCUAUGUCAUGCCAAACAUGAGGAAACCAUUUCAUUGAAUUCAAGCAUUGGAAAAAGAAGAGGAGAUGCAUCUGUCUCAGUGGGAGAACCUCCAAUCAAAAGAAACUUGUUAAAUGAAUUUGACAGGGUAAUGGAAAAGCAAGAAAAAUCCUUAAAGGCUUUAAAAAGCACUCCAGAGGGCACAAUGAAAGAUAGAAGAUUGUGUAUGCAUCAUGUUUCUUUAGAACCAAUUACCUGUGGACCCCCAUGUGCAACUAAGAAACGGCAAGAAAAACAGAGUCCAAAUUUUACUGCACCUGGUCAAGAAUUUAUGUCUAAAUCUCAGUUUUAUGAAUUUAACCUAACAUUGGAAAAAUCUUCAAACAAAUUAUCCGUUUCAGAGAAACUGUUUUAUGAAGUUCCUACUACAAGAAAUGAAAAAAGAAGACAGUCAGUCACCACGGGCAAACUGAUGAAAGUCUUUGUUCCACCUUUUAAAACUAAACCACAUUUUCACAGAGCUGAACAGUGUGUUACCAAGAAUAUUGCUUUGGAGGAAAACAAACACAAACUGAAAAACACAGAUGAACAUGAAGCUGGUGACAAUGAAAUUAAUAUUGAUGAUAGCGCAAUUCAUUUCUUGAAUAAAAAAAACUUCAGUCUAACAGCAAAUGCAGCUUUCACAAAGCAUGAGGAAGACCCCUUAGAUUCAAUUACAAGUCUUCAAAAAGCCAGAGAUAUGCAGGAUAUGCGAAUAAAAGAGAAACAAAGACAAAGUAUUUUUCCACAGCCAGGCAGUCUGUAUCUUGCAAAAGCAUCCACUGUGCCUAGAAUCUCGCUGAAAAUUGCAGUAGGAGGUCGAGUUCCUUCUGCACAUUCCCACAAAGAGCUAUAUAUGUUUGGCAUUUCUAAACAUUGCCUAAAAAUUAACAUCAAAAAUGCAGAGUCUUUUCAGUUUCACAUUCAGGAUUAUUUUGGCAAGAAAGAUUUAUGGGCUGAAAAGGGAAUACAGUUGGCUGAUGGUGGAUACCUCAUACCUUCCAAUGAUGGAAAGGCCGGAAAAGAAGAAUUUUAUAGGGCUCUGUGUGAUACGCCAGGUGUAGACCCAAAGCUGAUUUCAAGGUUGUGGGUCUAUAAUCACUACAAAUGGAUAAUAUGGAAACUGGCAGCUAUGGAAUUUGCCUUUCCUGAGGAGUUUGCUAAUAGAUGCCUAAGCCCUGAAAGGGUGCUUCUUCAACUGAAAUACAGAUAUGAUAUGGAAAUUGAUAGGAACAGAAGAUCAGCUAUAAAAAAGAUAAUGGAAAAGGAUGACACAGCUGCAAAAACACUUAUACUCUGUGUUUCUGGAAUAACUUCUUCAGGUACAAAUAUACCUGAAGCAUCUACCAGUAAAAACAACAGUGUGGAUACCAAAACAGUGACCCUUAUUGAGCUUACAGAUGGCUGGUAUGCUAUUAAAGCACAGUUAGAUCCUCCCCUCUUAGCUCUCUUAAAGAAUGGUAAAUUGACUGUGGGUCAGAAGAUCAUUAUUCACGGAGCAGAACUGGUAGGCUCUCCUGAUGCUUGUACACCUCUUGAAGCCCCAGAAUCUCUGAUGUUAAAGAUUUCUGCUAACAGUACUCGGCCUGCUCGUUGGUAUGCCAAACUUGGAUUCUCUCCUGAUCCUAGACCUUUUCCUCUCCCUCUCUCAUCACUUUUCAGUGAUGGAGGAAAUGUUGGUUGUGUUGAUGUAAUUAUUCAAAGAGUAUAUCCUUUACAGUGGAUGGAGAAGACAUCUUCUGGAUUAUACAUAUUUCGCAACGAAAGACAAGAAGAAAAGGAAGCAGCAAAAUAUGCAGAGGCCCAACAAAAGAAGUUAGAAGCUUUAUUCACUAAAAUUCAAGCAGAGUUUGAAGAGCGCGAAGAAAAUGCAAGAAAGCGAUGCAUCCCAUCACAUGCACUAACACGACAGCAAAUCCAUGCUCUACAAGAUGGUGCUGAGCUAUAUGAAGCAGUGAAGAAUGCCCCAGAUCCAGGUGACCUUGAGGGUUAUUUCACUGAAGAACAGUUAAAAGCUUUGAAUAAUCAUAGACAGAUACUGAAUGACAAGAAGCAAGCACAGAUCCAGUUAGAAUUCAAAAAGGCUAUGGAAUCGACUGAACAAGAGGAACAAAUUUUAUCAAGAGAUGUUAAAACUGUGUGGAAGUUGCGUAUCAUAAGCUAUGAAAAAAAAGAAAAAGAUUCUGUUUUACUGAGUAUCUGGCGUCCAUCAUCAGAUUUAUAUUCCCUGUUAACAGAGGGAAAGCGAUAUAGAAUCUAUCAACUUAUAACAUCAAAAUCUAAGAGUAAAUCUGAAAGAACUAAAAUGCAAUUAACAGCAACGAAAAAGACUCAGUAUCAACAACUGAUGACUUCAGAUGAACUCCUCUUCCAAGUGUAUCAGCCAAGGACAUCUGUUCCCUUCAACAAAUUAUUGGAUCCAGAUUUUCAGCCACCUUGUUCUGAGGUGGACCUAAUAGGAUUUGUUGUUUCUGUCGUGAAAAAAAUAGGUCUUCUUCCUUUGGUCUAUUUGUCAGAUGAAUGUCAUAAUUUAUUGGCAGUAAAGUUUUGGAUAGAUGUAAAUGAAGACAUAAUUAAACCGCGCAUGUUAAUUGCUGCAAGUAACCUCCAGUGGCGACCAGAAUCCAAAUCAAGAAUUCCUACUUUAUUUGCUGGAGAUUUUUCCAUGUUUUCUGCCAAUCCAAGGGAAGAACAUUUUCAAGAGACUUUUCAUAAAGUGAAAAAUUCUGUUGAGAAUAUUGAUGUAUUUUGCAGUGAUGCAGAAAACAAGCUUAUGCAUAUGCUUAAUGCAGAUGAUCCCAAGUGGUCCACCCCAACUAAAGACUAUACUUCAGAGCCACACACUGUCCAACCAGUUCUUGAUACAGGAAGCAAGUGUCUGAUGUCUCCUAUCAGUUAUCAGAGCCCUUUAUUACUUUGUAAGACAAAAGGAAAGUCUGUUUCCACACCUGUGUCAGCCCAAAUGACCUCCAAGUUUUGUUGUCAAAAGGAGACUGAUGAUCCAAAAACUUGCAAAAAGAGAAGAGCCUUGGAUUUCUUGAGUAGACUGCCUUUACCUCCACCUGUCAGUCCCAUGUGCACAUUUGUUUCUCCAGCUGCACAGAAAGCAUUUCAGCCACCACGGCGUUGUGGCAUCAAAUUAAAUGAAACACCCAUAAAGAAACUAUCAUUGAAUUCUCCUCAGAUGACACCACUUAAAAAGUUUAAUGACAGUUCUUUUUUGGAAAGUGAUUCAAUAGCUGAUGAAGAACUAGCAUUGAUAAAUACCCAAGCUCUUGUGUCUGGUCCAGCCGAAAAUCAACUUAUGUCUACCAAAUCCGCUAGAACUGCUCCCUCUUGUUCAAAAGAGUCUCUCAGAUUGAAAAGGCAUCAUACUGCAACUGCAGUCAAAGAUCAAGAGGACUCCUGUGACAGCAUGGAAGAACGUGACAUCAGUGCAAUAAAAAAUAUUUCAAGAUUGCAAAGACAUCAAAAACAUGACUAUAAACUAGUAAUUGAUGCUUAAUCUUUCCUAUUUGUAAGAUAUUAAAUUGCACCUCAGUAUUGUAUAGUGAGAAAAGUAAUGAAAUUAUUCUAACUGUACUUAAGUGUCUGUAUAUGUCAUUAGAGUGCUCAUUGUCUGUUUCUGUACUGGUAGACUUCUAUUUUGACAUCUUAAAACUAUUUGU
This is a messenger RNA of Sorex araneus (European shrew), 10336 nucleotides long. It is a transcript of the gene BRCA2, whose product is annotated as BRCA2 DNA repair associated. Gene Ontology annotation, cellular component: nucleus. Gene Ontology annotation, biological process: double-strand break repair via homologous recombination; regulation of DNA-templated transcription. The record is from RefSeq and is a predicted model, not a curated record. Lineage: Eukaryota; Metazoa; Chordata; Mammalia; Eulipotyphla; Soricidae.